GUACUGAUAAAGCUAAAACCUAUCCGCAGAGACACAAACAGUACCGCAUAAUAAAUUUUAAAUUUUAAACAAUAGUGCAGAGCUAAAAAACUAAAUCACUAUAAAUAAUGCUACACUAUAUUGCCAAAAAUACUGGGACAACCCUCCAAAUCAUUGGAUUCAUGUUUUCCAAGGCCUCCAUGGCCACAAGUGUAUAAAGUCAAGAACCUAGGCAUGCAGACUGCUUCUACAAACAUUUGUGAAAGAAUGGGUUUCUCUCAGGAGCUCAGUGAAUUCAAGUGUGGUACCGUGAUAGAUUGUCACCUGUGCAAUAAGUCCAUCCGUGACAUUUCCUGGCUACUAAAUAUUCCACGGUCAACUGUUAGUGGCAUU
Molecule: messenger RNA, 372 nt
Organism: Staurois parvus
Lineage: Eukaryota; Metazoa; Chordata; Amphibia; Anura; Ranidae
Source: the annotation of a GenBank genome assembly